AGCGCAGGACACGCGGCGCUGUUUUGGCCCGCAGUGAUGACGUAGGCAGCGCAGGUUCUAAUGGCUCUCAGAGCAAAGACACGCAAAAACCUCCCGAGACGCUCCAAGAGAGGUGCGGAUUAACCUAUCCUCCGAUGUACAUGAGGUAUUGUUCCAGGCUAUUCUCAGCUAUGGCUGGACCCAGGCCUGUGGUGCUCAGUGGCCCAUCAGGGGCAGGAAAAAGUACCCUGCUGAAGAGGCUCAUGAAAGAGUUCGACAGUGUCUUUGGCUUCAGCGUGUCCCAUACAACAAGAAAACCUCGACCUGGAGAAGAGAACGGCAGAGAUUACCAUUAUGUGACUCGAGAGGCGAUGCAGGCGGCCAUUGACAACGGCGAGUUCAUAGAGAAUGCAGAGUUCUCUGGGAACCUGUACGGGACGAGUAAAGCUGCAGUGCAGGCCGUCCAGGCCAAGAACCUCAUAUGCAUACUUGACAUUGACAUGCAGGGUGUAAAAAACAUCAAAAGGACCGACCUCAAUCCCAUCUACAUCUCCAUCCAGCCACCGUCGAUGGAAGUCCUGGAAAAACGUUUGAGAGACAGAAAGACGGAGUCGGAGGAGAGCCUCCUGAAGCGUUUAGGUACUGCCAAGGUGGAGAUCGAGUUCAGUCAAAAACCUGGUGUAUUCGAUACCAUAAUUGUCAAUGAUAAUUUGGAGGAAGCUUAUGGGAAGUUAAAACAAAGUCUUCAUGGGGAAAUAGACAAGGUGAAGAAGAUCACAACAUCCUUGUAGGCGGCAGCAGCAUCCAGACACCGUUUGGUCCCGUCCAGCCACUCCCCCCCAAAUCCACAGACCUCCAUUCCAGUCAUAUACAUUCCAUCAGAUGGUGGUCUGUGAAUCCUUGUGGAUCUACAAAUAUAUUUUACACAAUGUUUAUUAAAGUAGCUAUUAACAAAGUAGUUUUUUUUUCUUGCUGUUAGGGAAGGGUUUGUAGGUAUUUUUGUUUUGACAUGUGUGAAGAAAGAUACUCCAACUUGAAGUCAACUUACUUGAAGUGUGACGAGCACUCUGAUGAACACAGCACUGCAGAUAAGAUUCAGUGUCUGCAGAUGUAUUUGCUCACCAAUCCGGAGUAGCACAAACAAUGAGUAGCAUGACUCCUUCCAUGAUGUGGGAAAACUGCUCUUUUGAAGGAUUAAAAAAAGCACAUCUUUCAUGUUUAUUAAUGGCAACAUACUGUCCUGCUCGCCCCAUGUUUAUUUGUGCUGUUAUUCUCUUCGUUGGAGAGAUGGAUAGUUCAGAGAUGUGACUGGUGACAUGUGCAGCAGUUUAAUACUGAAACAUCAUGUGGCACCUGCUUACUUACAGAGCAGAAGGUACGUACCACGUCAGCUGUACCUUUUAAAGCAAAAUUAUUCCAUUGCAGGUUAAUCUUUUACAUUUAACUACAAGAUAGAAGUACAUUACUGUUACUUUUAACACGGUUUUCUUUAUUUUUGUGACCAGAUACCUUUUUUGAACAGUUGUAAAUUUGUAUAAUUUAUCUAUUGUGUAACUUUGCCACUGUCCAGCUUGAACUGUUCUGCCUCCCCCUAAAAGGGUUUUCAAAACAUUAAACAUGUCUUUUUAUGUAUUGCCUUUAAAAAAACAAACAUAUUUACUUUAUAUAUUUUUUCUUAUAUUACAUUUAUUUAUGAAUUGGUUUCAUGUUUUCAUCAUCUUUUUUCAGUUUUUGGAAUAAAUAUUUUACUAAUAAUUUUCCAGUUUAAUACAGCAGUGAAUUAAUAACAAAUGUGUGUUACUCUGUGUUAUAAGUUUUGGUUUUGCACUGCACCAGCUCUUUAAAUAAUGUAUUUUUCAACUCCAUCAAAUUUAUAACAAUAAGACUUGUCGCGUGUUGCAAUUCCAAUAAAGCUGUUGCACUAUGGGAGUACCUAA
Messenger RNA from Cololabis saira (Pacific saury), 1916 nucleotides. RefSeq names its product guanylate kinase 1a (gene guk1a). Gene Ontology annotation, cellular component: cytosol. Gene Ontology annotation, molecular function: GMP kinase activity. The transcript has 7 exons. Bases 135 to 770 code for a protein of 211 amino acids. NCBI's taxonomy places the organism in Eukaryota, Metazoa, Chordata, Actinopteri, Beloniformes, Belonidae. The record is from RefSeq and is a predicted model, not a curated record. Gene Ontology annotation, biological process: purine nucleotide metabolic process.